Molecule: messenger RNA, 677 nt
Organism: Prorocentrum cordatum
Lineage: Eukaryota; Dinophyceae; Prorocentrales; Prorocentraceae
Source: the annotation of a GenBank genome assembly
AGGCGCGCCGCCCCGCCCGCGGCGCUUGCAGGGCGCAGCCUCGCCCGUGCCGCGCCGGGAGCCGCGGCGUCGGGCGCGGCAGCAGCGCCUCGCGGCGGAGCGGGGGCUCUGGCCGCAGUCGCGGUGCCCCUGGCGGCCCUGCUCGGGAGCAGGCGUCGGGGUCGCCGCGCGCGGGCAUCCGCGUCCCGUGGCGGGCUGGUGGUGCGCAGGCAGGAGCCCCCAAAGGACCGCGAGGCGCCGACGGCCGAGAACAGGCCUCGGAACCCCCUGAAGGAGUGGCGCGAUGCGGGGUACCCGCUCUACGACAAGGACAACAAGGGGUCGAAGGCCGCCUGGAGGCUGCCGAAGGAGCUGAAGGGCUCGAAGGAGGACUGGAUGUUCGGUCUGCGCGAGGCGCUGGGCGGCAAGGAGGGCCAGCUGCUGGACGAGGCGAAGGAGCUGCGCAUAAGGAUGAGGGAGGCCGAGCUCCGCCAGGCCGAGAUCGAAGAGAAGCUGAACAGCGCUGAGGCGAAGGAGAGCGACCUCCGUGCUCAGCUCCUGGAGGAACAGUUCAAGGCGAGGGAGGCGCUUGCGACCUACGAGAUGCUGACCCAGCAGGUGGAGGAGGCCCAGAUCGAGCGGGACCUGGCGAACGACAAGGCGGCGGGCGCCUCCGACCUGGAGAGGCAGCUCGAGGA